This is a messenger RNA of Cucurbita pepo subsp. pepo (vegetable marrow), 1839 nucleotides long. RefSeq names its product protein NUCLEAR FUSION DEFECTIVE 4. The record is from RefSeq and is a predicted model, not a curated record. NCBI's taxonomy places the organism in Eukaryota, Viridiplantae, Streptophyta, Magnoliopsida, Cucurbitales, Cucurbitaceae. Gene Ontology annotation, cellular component: membrane.
UCUAAUUCAUUCUCCACUAAUCUUCUUGAAAAAUGGUUGUAUCACCACCACCAAGCUCCAUCAAUGGCGGAAUCUGCAGGGCAGAGCUGUCCUGUUUCAUUCAACAAGUGGUAAUGGGGCGGUGGUUUUCCCUCUUCGCCUCCUUCCUCAUAAUGUCCGGCGCCGGCGGAGUCUAUUUAUUCGCUUCUUACUCCAAAGACAUCAAAUCCACACUCAAAUGCGACCAAACCACACUCAACAAAAUCGGGUUUUACAAAGAUCUCGGAUCCAACGUCGGCGUCAUUGCCGGCUUGCUAGCCGAAGUAGCACCCCCCUGGUUCGUUAUCCUCAUCGGCGCCGCCCUUAACUUCGUCGGAUAUUUCAAAAUAUGGCAAGCCGUCACCGGAAAAAUUAUCCGUCCGACGGUGGAGUUUUUCUGCUUUUACAUUAUGGUCGGAGCAAACUCCCAGAAUUUCGCCAACACAGUCGUCCUGGUGUCGUGUGUCAAGAAUUUCCCUGAACGGCGAGGCGUCAUGUUGGGGCUUCUAAAGGGGUUCGUCGGCUUAAGUGGCGCUAUCAUGACACAAAUUUACGGCGCCAUUUAUGAUCAUGAUACCAAAUCUCUGAUUCUUCUACUCGCCUGGUUCCCCUCUUUGAUUUCCAUCGUUUUUGUUAAAACAAUCAGGGAAAUGAGAGCCGUCAAACACCCAAAUGAAUUCAGAGUGUUUGUACAGUUUCUUUGCGUCACCGUCAUUUUGGCUCUGUUUCUCACCGCCCUGAUUUUUGUUCAGAAAAAAGUUCCAUUCAACCAAACUGCACACAUUACCAUCGUCGCCGCAAUCUUUGCGUUGCUUCUUGUUCCAUUGUUGAUCGCCAUUAGAGAAGAGAUUAUCAUGUGGAAUCUCAAUAAAAGUACUGUCGGGAAUCGUUUCACAAGAAUCAGAAUCGACAACCACCAAUCGGCUCCAUCAUGCUCUGCUUCUUGUUCUUCCUCCUCUGUUUUAGAACAACCAAAACAGAGCAAUUCCUGUUUCGCCAACAUCUUCAACAAACCCAAAAGAGGAGAAGACUUCACAAUUCCUCAAGCGAUUUUCAGCGUCGACAUGUUGAUUUUACUCACCACCAUGUUGAUCGGCGUCGGCGCAAAUUUAACUGCCAUCGACAAUCUCGGCCAAAUCGGAGAAUCCCUGAAUUACCCACCGGAAACAAUCAACUCCUUCAUCUCUCUGGUCAGUAUUUUCAACUUCACCGGCAGAAUCUUUUCUGGGUUCGUCUCAGAAAUCUUGCUGGAAAAGUUCAAAUUCCCCCGGCCGAUGAUGCUAACACUCAUCCUCUUGGUUUCCUGCGUUGGCUACCUCAUCGUGGCCUUCCCCUUCAACAAUUCCCUCUGUAUUGCGUCGAUCAUAAUUGGGUUUUCAUUGGGUUCUCAAGUUCCGUUGCAUUUCGCGAUGAUCUCAGAAUUUUUCGGGCUGAAACAUUACUCGACGUUGUUCAAUUUCGGGCAAUUGUCAUGUCCGAUUGGGUCUUACAUUCUGAACGUGAUGGUGAUCGGAAAGCUGUACGACGAGAUGGCGAUGACGGGGAGUAAUGCAAGCGAGUUUCAUUGCGAGGGGAGCAAAUGCUUUGAACAAUCCUUCACGAUUCUGGCCGGAUUGACGUUCGUUGUGGCCAUGGUGUCACUGGUUUUGGUUCGGAGGACGGCGGAGUUUUACAGAGGAGAUAUAUACCAGAAGUUCAGAGAAGAUAUGGAUUCUUUGAAGACAGAAAUGGAGUUUUAUCCAUUGGAAUCGAAGAGGAUGAAGAUUGGGAAUUUAACUUUUGAUAAACGUGAAAUCAAUUUCAAGAAAUGAUCGCAUCGUA